ACAGCUAUUAGUAAAAAAAGAAAAGAAGAAGAAAAAAAAGAGAAUGCAGCCGUCAAAGCUUUCACUUCCUGUCGAGUGAAAUGAAGGUUCUGUUUUCACCAGAGGAUACUUCAGACUUUAACAAAUGCUUCGGAGGGUUUCUGGGUUUUCUGAUACACUAACUCUAAGGACAUCAUGAGAGCUUUUCUUUGCCCGCUCAUCGUCGUCGUUGUCUCUCUACCAUGGAGACUAAACAGCCAUUUAACACCCAGUACAAAUAUCCCAAACAACCAUGAAGAUAUCGCUGAACACCAGAUGCUUGGCAUGGCAGAUGAGUCAUUGGAACAGAGGAAAUACACUGCUGGUUCUGGAUUAGAAAACGUGUUUUCAUUUUCAAGCAGCAUUGUGAAGCAACACCUUACAAGCACCAGUCAUUCACAGCAGCAACACAUCCGGGUGAGGACUUCCAGUGGUGAAGGUGAGACAUUGAAUCAGAGGACAAAAAGGAAUGUAGAUGACAGUCAAUACAACUCAAGUACACCAGCAGAGCCUGGUAGGCAAACAGAAGAGAAAGAGAUAACAAUUCCACAAAGGGAACUACUAAAACCAUCAGAAAGCUCCCUUAGACCACAGGCUACUACUACUGUGCAGAUACAAAAUACCACAGAAUUUGUCUUAGUUUUCACCAAAAACCUACAGGAAGAUAAUCUGCCACAGGAAAUGGCAUCUCCUUCUGAUUCCCAGAAACACGAUGAUCCUCAAAUAAAUGUAACAGAUAACACAACCAAUACAAAUGAUCUUCAGACCGUAGUCACUACAGUCCAACCGAGCUCAAUGACUCAAACAAACACUUCCAUGGUAAUAACUGCAACAGAUUUUAAAAUUUCCAUUACUGGUCUGAGUACCAAGAGUGUGAAAACCAGACAGGGAUCAGAAAUCACAAAAGAAUGGACACAUGGUGACACUCAAGGCCCUGAACUGAAGACUCCAUCCACGGUUAAGCCUACGGUUAAGACAUCCACAAGUACUCCUCUAUACACCACCAGAAAGACCACUGUUAAGCUAGUCCCACAACCUCCAUCAAAAUCCCCUUCAAACGACAAGCAUCAAAAGAACCCUGGUGCUGCUGUGGCGGCCAUAAUUGGCACCACAUUCGUCUUUAUGUUCAUAGCAAUCCUAGUUAUCUUGAUACGGAAACGUAAAAUCCAGAAAAGGCAGCUAGAGAAUCCCGAGUGGGCUGGACCAUCGCCUUUUUUGGAUGGCGACAUUCAACCUAACUUGCCAAGUAUAGAUGAGUCCGACUCUUUCAAUAAAAGAGGCUUCAGCCAGAUCUCGAUCUCCAGAUAUCUUUCCCAACGACUCUCCAAACACCUGACACUUGGGAGGAACACAAACGAGGACGUUUUCAUGGGGGACAUACUGCAAGGAAGCACCUUUGCCAGGCAAAGUCUGAAUGAGCUCCAAGAACCCAAUGGGAAACCAGUGGGUCAAGACCCAACUAAGACAGAGGAAAACGAGAAGCAGCCAGGUCCAACUUCCAUGGACUCACCAGACACUAAAUCACCUGCAGAAGAAACUCAUGCAGUCACGGAAGACAUCCAAGAGUUAACAGAGCAGACUGAUGACAUUAGUCCAUCUCCAUCUACUGGAACAGGCCCUGUAAUUAAACCAUUUCCAACUUUAGUGUCUAUAGAUCUUGAUUCACUUUCGGAAGAACCAGCUCCCCUCCAAACAACAGAUGUUGGGAUUGUUCCUCCAGCUCCACCAUUGCCUUAGUCUUGGUUAACCAGACAAUCUUCACUGCUUUUGGCCCUACAAAUACCUCCAUGGGGAAAACAUAUAGGUUUAUAUUUGCAUUCUGUACUAUAAUAAACCAAGGAAAUUGUGAUUUCUUGCUUGGCACUGCUGCAAACUUGUGUUUGUUCAAGAAAAGUCUAUUUAAUUACAAUAUUUCUGUCAUAUAAAUGCACUAAUCUUUAUCAGCUGAACAGUAAUAAAAUAGUCUCGUUAAGGUGCAAUCUAACUUGAAAAUAUAUUGUUUCUGCUCAAAAAAAUUUUUCUCCAAAGCUUACUCUAUAACUAGGGCCUAUAACUAGGGCCUUAAAUUUUGUCACUUUCAGUGCAUCUUUUAUUUCCAUACAAUUAAAGUGACUGGGGCAAACAUUCUGUCUAAAAUCUCCAUUUGUGUUCCAUGUAGUAAAGUCUUAUAGGUUUGGAACAACAUAAAUGAGUGAUAAAAGAAUGAUGACAAUUUUCAUUAUUGGGUAAAUGAUUCCUUUAAGGCUGUUUCGAGUAGUCUUUAUCGUAAUAUUAUGAGAAAUUUAUGACAAAAAAAAAAAAAGAGAAAUUCUAUUUACUCUGCAACCACAUGGGCUUGCUCAAAAACAAGCAUCACAGCACAUCCAGACUGUGUAUGUGUGUAUGAAAAUGGAAGAUGGCAUGUAGCAGGAAAAGCCAUAACAGUUUCUGAGAGAAAUACUGCAUUGCUGCGGCCACUGGAUGCAUUUCUGUGCUGGAAACCGAGAGGAACUUUCAGCAGCUGUGAACAACAUUACGAUAGACCAAACAGCAGCUCUGGUGGCAGUAAAUUCCACCAUAAAAAUAUAAAGUGUCACAACAUGGUCUGUGUCCUUCUUUCCUUCUCCUGCAAAACAGGUAAAUCUGAAUUAUCAGAGUUCUUGUAUAUCAACUGGUAGAGCUUUGUGCUAGCAACACCAAUAAAAGUGGGAGGAAAAGUGUC
Messenger RNA from Myxocyprinus asiaticus (Chinese sucker), 2719 nucleotides. Its product is annotated as protein EVI2B-like. Bases 175 to 1755 code for a protein of 526 amino acids. The transcript has 2 exons. The record is from RefSeq and is a predicted model, not a curated record. Lineage: Eukaryota; Metazoa; Chordata; Actinopteri; Cypriniformes; Catostomidae.